AAAAUUAAAAUUAUGGUAAAUACAUACAAAAAUUUAGUAGAAGAAUAUAUGGGAGUUACCCACACUCAAUACAAUUUAAUGAGUAGUGAAGAAAAAUGUGAAAAAAUGCUUGAACUUUUAACCAAGGACAAUGAGUUGCUUGAUGAUGAGGAUGAGUUUGCAUAUAGAAAUUUAAACGCUUUAAAUGAGUUAUUACUUGUUAGAGAAGAGUUAGGUGAUAAUGUCCUUAUGACUUUAAUGGUGAGACUAGCAAGGCGGAAAAAAAGUAAAGAAGAACUUGACAAUAUAGUAAAAAAAAUAAACAUUUUUCCAGAAAUAAAAAAAUAUUUCGAAAACUAUGCUAUUUCCCAAUUCAGUAGCAAAUUUGAGCAAAAGUAUGGAAAAAAUUUAGAAGCGUAUUCAAAAAAAAUUGUUGUUGAGGGGAUAGAAGAAAUUAGUAAAGUAGAAAAAUUGCUUAAUUCUAUUAACUAUGGAGAAAAAAGGUUUUUAGGAACUGAAAAAAAAUUUUUAACAAAAUUAAAAAGAGAAAUAGAAAGUUUAAAAGAUUUUGAUACUGCGAAGUCCGAUGUUGUUAUGGAUGGCACGGAAGAAAUUAAAAAAUUAGAAGAAAAAAUAAAAUCUUUGGAAAAGGAAAAUUUAGAGAUUCAACAAUCAGUUAAAAAAAGAAUUACUGAUAGAGAAAAUAAAAUAUUCGCCGAACACCGAAAAGAAAAAAUGCAUUGA
Molecule: messenger RNA, 723 nt
Organism: Funneliformis geosporum
Lineage: Eukaryota; Fungi; Glomeromycota; Glomeromycetes; Glomerales; Glomeraceae
Source: the annotation of a GenBank genome assembly